Messenger RNA from Anastrepha obliqua, 5299 nucleotides. Its product is annotated as homeobox protein 13. The coding region runs from base 1306 to 2730 and encodes 474 amino acids. Lineage: Eukaryota; Metazoa; Arthropoda; Insecta; Diptera; Tephritidae. The record is from RefSeq and is a predicted model, not a curated record. The transcript has 4 exons.
UUAUUACGCUGCUAAUGCUCUGUUCACUGUUCACUGUUUAGCCUUCUGCUGCCUGCUAGCUGGCGUCUGUCAAUUGAAAUCAGUCGGUUUGCCACAAUCAGCCGAAGCAAACAGCCAUUUGACGGCCAGACUAGAGUUCAGUUCGCUGCGAACGUGAGAACGGUGUGGACGUGUUACGGAAUAAACGCGAAACGUUUGUUUUCCCUACAAACACUAAACGGCAACUAACUGCAAGCUAGCUUUAGCUACAUACAAAAAGAGACUCUCACUUACAUGAAAGCAAGAGCCACACACAGACUCACGCAACAACAACAGAAACAAAAACUUCAUGGAAAAUUCGUGUUGGAAAAACCACAAAUAAGUGAUUGUCAAAAUUUUUGAAAAACAAACAUUCGUUUAAUACGAAUAAAUAUUAAAAGAAAAACACACAGCUAAAAUCAAAACAAAGCCAACAAUAACAGGAGUAAAACCAGCAGCAACAGCAAUAAAAGUCAGCCGACGCACAAAAGAAAAAAAUAAUAAUUAAGUGGAAAUAAAUUGUGGUUUGCCUUGCAACAAGCAAGAGAAGCAGAAGCAUCAGCAGCAGCGACGGCGGCAGCCAACUAACAACAUAUUGCAACUGCAGUGGAAAUUUCAAAGCAGCAAAAAAGCAAAAAGCGUUACAGCAUUCAAACGUCAGUACACUUGCGCACACACACACACUCAAACAAGGUGGUUGGACAAGUUUUUCUGCGCUCUUAAAUAGUUGUGAACAGUUGUGUAUCGCUCUUAAGUUUCAUGCAUAUAAAAGGAGCCAACAACAAGAAAAACAAAAGCUUAAAAUUGUAAAAAGGUAGCAUAUUUUACGAGAAAAGGUUUAAAUUAAAAAAAACCCCAAAAUAUCAUAGAGUGCAAAAAAGCUGCAAAGAAGUUAUUGACGCAAAACUUGCAAAUUCCUUACAAAAGUCACUUAAUCGCUAGCACCAAAAGUGGCGAAAAAUUACCCAAGUUAUAAGUCCACUCAAAAAAGGGUGAACUCGACUUAGUCGCUACUCAACAACGUCACUCCAGACUCACCACACUCCACAACGACGACGCCCCAGUCAACACUGCAAACCAGCAGCACUAGCAGCAGCAAAGUUGAAAUAUUGUGCGAGAAAUUCAAUUAAAAGUCAAAGCAGGCAAAGAAGUGAGCACAGCAACAAAUAAAGCAAUAAAAAGACGAAGGUGAUACACCAACACUUGUUGUAUGGUGUAUCAAAGCUAAGAGCACUGCAGCGGCGCACAACACAGCGCAGCAAAAGUAACAACAACCAAUCGAACAUAAUGACCUUGCCCACAACAACAACAGUAAACGGUUGUGACGACGAUUCUGAUAUCUUUGGUCCCCCACGUUCCUCGCCCAUUGGCUAUCAUCAUCAUCGCUCGCGUGUACCUAUGAUAUCGCCAAAGAUGCGCCAACGUGAGGAACGCAAACGCAUACUGCAGUUGUGCGCAAACAAGUUGGAGCAUAUCAAGGAUUCGGAGACGUGUCUGCGUCGCAGCGUGUGCAUCAAUAACACCUAUUGCCGGUUGAACGAUGAGCUGCGGCGGGAGAAGCAGUCACGCUAUCUAGCGAAUUUGCCGAGAUCCGAUGUGAAGCCAGAAAGCGCACGCGAUAACAUAUUUAAUCCCUACAACAGCUGCGGCAUUGACAACUCCAAUCAUCCGCCUUCAAAUAAAUUCGCUUGCAAUGAAAUCGUCAACCCAACGCCGAACAACAACAUUUCUCUGAACAAUUUGCGCACUCACGACGCCACCGGCAGCAGCGCUAGUGGUUUCGAUAGCAUCUUCAGCCGCGACGAAAAUAAUCUCAACUGCAACAACAACAACAACAAUAACAACAAAUUACACUCGUCCCCCAACGUCGCCAUUGCCAAUUUAGCGUCACAUAGUGACUGCACAACCGCAAGCACCACCUCUACCACCACCGCCAUCACCUCGCACAUGUCGGCCAUCCACGCUACCAUCGCCAAUAACAUCUGCUUCCCACACGCCACGCACACCACGCACUUUACUGCCACCUCCUCCGCCACUGCAACAACCAGCGCUGCCAAUUCGUCGCCCUCCUCUGCCACCACUUCUUCCUCAUACUUCGUCCCUGCUGCCAACCACACAAACUCGCGCAAACGUCAGCUAUCCAGCAGCAAUCUCGAUAAUGACCUGGAAAUACUCGAUCGUGAAUUGAGCGAAAUCAAUGCGCCAAUGCCACUAAUUGACCCAGAGAUCACCCAGGGCGCCGAGCAACUGGAGAAGGCCAUUUCGUCGCGCAAACGUCUGCGCAGCGAGGAUGAGAGUGAUCGCUUGGUGCGUGAGGCGCUUUCGCAAUUCUACAUACCACAACAACGUCUGAUAUCCGCCAUCGAAGAUUGUCCGCUCGAUGUGGUGAGCGUAGGCGGCGGCAUGGGCGUGGGUGUGGGCUUAGGUCUGGGAAUGGGUGUCGGUGUAGGCGUAGGUAUGGGCAUGGGCAUGGGCGUGGGCAUGGGACCGAUGUCAUCUAAUAAACGACAAAAAAUAAGCAACGGCAUCAAUGACCUGGAACUGGAGUUCGAUCUCAAUCAAAAUCAAAAGGAUUUUGAGGUUAUAAUGGAUGCGCUACGUUUGGGUACGCCCAGUCCCACACCAAGCGUGGACUCGUGCGGUCAGGCGGCGAUGAUGAGCGAAUCGGCCAGUGUGUUCCACAAUCUGGUGGUUACAUCGUUGGAGACAUGAAAGUAUCAGUAAAAGGCAGGCAACAUGUCACUCACUAUACGAAAGAGAGAGAUUCAAGAUUAGGCAUGGGCGAGUGAUGACGUGUCAAAGCGAGACAGGUAUAUGUGUGUACGAGUAUAUGCGGGACCUGUCAGCCUUUUCACUUUGUGAAUUUAUGCGGCUUAAAUGCAAUUUACGCAAAAACAAAAUAAGAGAAAAAAAACAAAAACAACCAACAAAAAAAGAACAAAAACACUUUUUAUAACGCAUUGUUAAGUUUAGCAAAAUGAUUGCAAAAAACAUUCUUAACUUUUAAAAAUAUGUUGAGGUGGAUGUGGAGAAGUACAUAAUUUACAAUGAAAUGAGAAAAAUUAAAAGUAGAAAUGAAAGCAUGCCGCAAAUUGGUUGCAACUAAAAGAUACAAAAAAAAUUGUAAAUCUAAGUAUGUAGCUUAAGUUUUUUCCAACAAAUAUGAUUAUUUUUUAAGCGAGCAAAUACAAAAACAAAAAUUAUAUACACAUACAUAAGCAUACAAUUAUACAAUACCGCAUACAUACAUACAUACAUAGAUAAGUUAAGCAUUGAAAAAUAACUAAAUCAAAGAAAAUGUAGUCAAGCAGAAGGCAGCAGACAUACAUACACACCUAUAGUUUGUAUGUUUGUAGAGUGAGUCAAGUGGGCGGGAAACAGAGAUCACGCAGGAAGGGGUGUGAUUUCAAAAGUAGUGAAGCGCCAAAAUUAAAAGAAAAAUCGUUAACAAAUUUUUGGUUUGGUCUUCUAUAAAUAGUAAUUUGUAAAACUUUAUUUUUUGUUUUUUGUUUUUUUCACAACUGAAAUUGCAAUAACUCACAUACAUACAUAUUUUUGCAGCUAACAUGAAUUCUGGCAGUUUUGGUUUUCACGGAAGUGAUGAUUUUACCAGUUUUUGCUAAAAUAUUUUCAUAAAAAUAUAACUACUAAAUAUUUUUCUAUACAAAUAUUUAACAAAAAAUUACCGAUAAAAAUGCCAGUUUUCUAGUCAAAUAACAAAAUAUUUUUUGAUUACAAAACAAGGUUUCACAUGACUUAUUGAAAGCGGCGAUCUAAUUAAAAACAAAAGCAAGCUCAAAAAUUAAGCAAAAAAAACACAACAGAUAACAGAUAUAAAAAAAUAUUCUAUGCUGCACGGCGAUUUUUUUUUUUUACAAUAUAAAAUUUGAAGCAUUGAAGAGGUUUAGAGCUCUCUCUCUCUCUCUCUCUCGCUCGCAUGUAAAAGCUGGGUAUCCGUUGCUUUACGCAAAAUUUGUUUUCAAUGUCCCCAAAAUGGGGCGCACGACUGUAAGCCAUUCAGCUCUGUGCAAUCUUGUACAUAUGAAAUCUGCUAUCACUUUCUGCUUAGCAUUGGCGGCCAUUUGCAUGUGGCUGUUAAAUUCCUAAUGUGCAAAUAACAGCCCUAAUCUCAUUAACACAGCUGACUUGAGAAUGGAGAAUGUGCAAAUAACAGCCCUAAUCUCAUUAAGCUGACAGCUGACUUGAGAAUGAAGAGAAAAUGCAAGGUUUCGAACAAAGUGGUUAAUGCGCAGAAAAUUACUAACUUUCAAUUAACUAUAAUUUUUAUGAAUUUCAAUUUCGAAAGACGUUUUCACGCCAAUGCAGAUUUAUAUUAUAAUUUUUCAUUUCUCUGUACUUCCAACUUUUUUAUGGAAUACUCUUAGUAAAUGUAGCGCACACUGUAAGCAAAUGUAAGGAAAAUCAGUUGCUCAGACUCAGCUGAUCUCAGCUAUGACCAAAUUUCCCAAUCAGCUGGUUGUUUUCACAUUUUUAAGACGGCGUAUUGCAUAAAAACAGACGCCAGCAAGGGAUUUCUAUUUCUGGCACCUUUUUUGUGGGCACCUCCAGCUUGACCCGGAGAUUUGUUUUUCACACUUUUUUGGUCACGUGCCGCUUAAAGGCGAAUCUUUCUCGCUGUAUUAUGUUCCUUUGCAAAGAAUACACAUAAUAUGAAUGCUAGACUGGCGUUUAUACCUCUAUUUAUGCCUACAUUUGCUGGCAGCUGAAUGCGCGCCAGCGUCUAGUGCCGCCGCGAAACUGCAGAGAGAAGCGUAGAAGCAAAUCGUGCGAAGGUAUUCCAUGACAUCUGGCGUUCUGUAAUGGAACUCCUUUUAUAAGAGGUGAAUUUUGAAAUAAAAUAAAUGUUAUAUUCUUAACAACUAAGAGAUUCUCUAUUCAGCUGAUGGCCUUUUUAGUUAUUUUUUUUUUUGCAUAUUUUUCAACUGUAAAAUGACACGAGUCGUGUAUUUUUUGUUUGUUUUUUAAUUGAAAAAAAAAAAAAAAUCGCAUGCGUCUGCAAGCAUUUUCUUUUCGUGAUUCGCCGGCGUUCUAUUGCAGAAUGCAUUUUUUAUGUAAAAAAGGUGUUAAUGAGAGCAGCAAAAAUUAAAUGGAUUUUCAGUUAAGAAGUGCAAUUAAAAUUUUUUAUGCAACAAAAAGUUAAUAUUGUAGAAAACAGCAAAGGAAUACUUAUAAAAAGUAAUACCUAGCCGAUAAUACAGCACAAAAACCGCAAAGCCUACAAAAUGUAAAAAUUAAUAAACAGAAAAAAAAAACAAAAAAA